Molecule: messenger RNA, 1916 nt
Organism: Xiphophorus maculatus (southern platyfish)
Lineage: Eukaryota; Metazoa; Chordata; Actinopteri; Cyprinodontiformes; Poeciliidae
Exons: 4
Coding region: 393-1547 (384 amino acids)
Source: RefSeq, a predicted model, not a curated record
CAGCAUCUCCCCAGAAACCAGCAAUACUUCCCCAUAAACCAGCAGCAUCUUCCCAGAAACCAGCAAUACUUCCCCAUAAACCAGCAGCAUCUCCCCAGAAACCAGCAAUACUUCCCCAUAAACCAGCAACACCUCCCCAGAAACCAGCACUUCAGCCACAACAGUGCCUUGCAACAGUGCAACACCCCCAGCCAACUCCUUCAGUUGCUUCAUCUAUUCCCCACCUUAGGCCUCCGGAGGUGAAUUGGGUCAGCUUUCUUCCCAAGCAGUUUUUGCGGGUCAUCAAGCCAGCAGACCAGCAAUGGAUUGCACAGUGCCUUUAUAAUUCUACUGGACAGUUUAAACAACACUUCUCACAAAACUGGUUUCAUCCACCCUCUCUACCAAAGAUAAUGAAUGCACCUCCAGAUCCCCUGGUCUACUUCAGGCAGAGGAUGUUUUUAUGGGCACCUAUGCGGAUGUGGGGUAUUUCUCUUAAGUGUCAUCAAUGCAACACCAAGAUGCAUCACUCUGGGAUCUACACAAAGGUCAGAGAAGUUAUAGAUCUUGAUUCAAGAUAUUAUUUGAUUGGGGGAGAUUAUCCACGGUGCAGUAAAUGCAUGAUUCCUGUUUGUCCAUGGAGCACAGAGGUGCUAAAUCAGUUAGAUCCUGCCCAUAGAAACAGGUUUCCAGCCAUUCUCACCACACAACUGGCUCUGGACAAAAGGUGUGUGACUUUGCUGAAACCACGCACUGUUGGAAAUAGCUCCAGUUACGUGCAGCAAGCAUUAGAAGAACUGCACAGUGAGGAGUGGGCAAAACGCACCAUCGAUUAUCUGACUGACUGUGAGCUUCACAAGAAGAAGAGCGCGUUAAGUAGGAUCCAUGAAGUGGUCUAUCAGAAUCCACCAGAGUUUAGCCCCCUUCCUCUUGCACAGUGGUUUGAGACUGUGCAUGCCAAUGAAAUACUCUGUCACUUGUCCGAGAUGAAGGGUGUCAUCACGUCAACAUAUGGAAGGAUUUUAAAGCUUGAUUCAACCAAAAAGAUCACCAAGAAACUUGCUGGUGGAAUUUCUGAGACCGCUACAUGGAUGACAAACAUCACCAAUGAAUAUGGCCAGGUUCUGAACUGUGUGCUGACCACAGGUGAAGGAGCAGGGUUGGAGGAACUGUGCCAAGGAAUUGUCAUGCGCUUCCGGAAUGCUGGGGAACCAGAGCCACAAAUCCUUUAUGUUGACAGAGACUGCUGUAGUGAAUCAGGUGUGCCUCCAGUGCUUGAGUGGUUUCGACCAUGGAAAACUAAAGUGAGGCUUGACAUCUUUCAUUACAUGAGACGAUUCACAACCGGUCUCACCACAGAACAUCAUCCUCUUUAUGGAACUUUCUGCUCCAAGCUGUCCUGCUGCAUUUUUGAAUGGGAUCAAGAUGAUGUCAGCUGCCUUAAAGAAGCAAAGAGGUCAGAGCUGAAGAAAAAUAUACUGGUCAUCCUCCCACUGACGCCCAAGUUUUGGCCAACAUUAAUUCGAGUGAGCUUGCUAAACAUUGCAGAAGAAGGACAAGAGGGGUAGAAGAAACCCGGAACCUCAUUCAGGAAUUAUUAAACUCCAUGUGGGAACUGACUGACACCUCAGGUCUCCGCCUGAUCAACCCUGAGAGCAUGACUCAUGUGUGGCAAGUGCAGCAGAAGCACCUGCCAUGCAUCCAAGAUCCACCUGGCGUUGAACUGUACACCAAGCUUCGCUCAACACAAAAGGGAGACAAAGAAGUUCAAACCUUCAGAUGUAGCAGGGGCUCGUCUUCAGUUGAAAGCUUUCAUCGACACCAGUGCUCCUUCAUACCAGGAUGGAGAAGCAAUGCCAUGCACACUCAAAUGUAUAUGCUUGAGGGUGGAUCCAGAUGGAACAUGAAAAGAACCCAAGAAGCUUUAGAUAUGAGUC